Solea solea (common sole) is the source of this 6750-nucleotide messenger RNA. RefSeq names its product A disintegrin and metalloproteinase with thrombospondin motifs 9-like. Gene Ontology annotation, molecular function: zinc ion binding; metalloendopeptidase activity. Lineage: Eukaryota; Metazoa; Chordata; Actinopteri; Pleuronectiformes; Soleidae. The coding region runs from base 331 to 6234 and encodes 1967 amino acids. Gene Ontology annotation, cellular component: extracellular matrix. The transcript has 39 exons. The record is from RefSeq and is a predicted model, not a curated record. Gene Ontology annotation, biological process: extracellular matrix organization; proteolysis.
CUGGUGUUCAGUCAGUGAGUGGAGCAGCAGACAGUUCAGUCGGACCGUCGGACAGUCGCAGCAGCAGCAGUUAUGCCUGUUGCUGGUCCGGAUCUCCACGGAGCGCUCAUGUCCCAGCAGAGAACUUCACCGCCCGGAGACCGCAGUCCACUCAAGACCCGAGGAUAAUACGUCUAAUAAUACAAUUAAUAAGAAUAUUGGAAUAAUAAUAAUAAUACUGGUGUGAGUAGAGUUGGAUGUGGCAGAGGCAGCGCAGGCGGAGAGCCCGCAGUGAGCGGAGAGCAACACAGUUUAUUAAGAAGAGGAACCGCAGGCUGAACGUGGACAAUCAUGCAUGUGCUCCUCUGGGCUCUGGGCUUCCUGCUUCUCCCGGAUUAUUUCAUGAAUGUCGCCGCAUCUACGGGGAGAUUACUUUUGAAUUCCAGCACAGUAAAAGAGGAAGUUGGCUCGUAUGAGAUUGUAACGCCGGUGCGAGUGGACGAAGCCGGGGACACGUUUCCACCCAGCGUCCACUUCCGAAGGAAAAGACGGAGUCUGGACGAGAGCGACGCCGCGGAUCACUGGACGUCUCCAAAUAUCCACUACAGGAUUUCUGCUUUUGGACAGAACUUUCACCUCAACCUCACGCUGGACUCGGGAUUUAUCGCACCUUCAUACACUGUGACAAUACUCGGACUACCACCAGGGGGCAACCUAACGGAUUAUUCUAUGGAUGUUGGGAUGAACGAGGACGAGGAGGAGGAGGAGGAGGACACAGAGUUAAGACACUGCUUCUAUAAAGGACACGUAAAUGCACAGGAAGAACAUGCCGCUGUCAUCAGUUUGUGCUCGGGACUGCUUGGCACUUUCAGGUCUCCAGAGGGGGAGUUUUUUGUGGAGCCCCUGCAAACUUAUCAAGGAGAACACUAUGAAGAGGAACACACAAAACCUCAUGUUGUUUACAAGAAGAGUGCACCCAAGAAACAAACCCCCGAGGAGGAGAUCUCUGCUUGUGACACUUCAGGACACAAACACAGACAGAAGAGGCACACGCUGAAGAGAAGGCCCGCAGCCGCCGUGACCACCAGGUCCACUGCUGCCCCUGUGGUCAGUGCCGGUAUGUUCGGCGACGUGGAGUCGCUGAGUUCCCGUCUGGCCAGCGGUGAUUUACUGGGAUCACAGAGCAGUGGUGGCGGCGGCGGCGGCGGCGGCAGCGGCGGCAGUGGCGGCGAUGCCAGCGCUCGACCUUCAAACGGCAGCAGUGGCGACUCGGGACCUCACAGGAGAUCAAAACGCUUCCUCUCCUACCCACGCUUUGUGGAGGUCAUGCUGGUGGCCGACAACAAAAUGGUGGAGCAUCACGGAGGCAACCUGCAGCACUACAUCCUCACACUGAUGUCCAUAGUCUCUUCCAUCUACAAGGACCCCAGCAUUGGAAACCUGAUUAACAUUGUGAUCGUGAAGUUAGUCAUAAUAAACGACGAGCUGGACGGUCCAGCCAUUUCAUUUAAUGCACAGACCACUUUAAAGAACUUCUGCAUUUGGCAGCAGAGUCAGAACACUGUGGACGACAACCACCACUCCCACCACGACACGGCCAUCCUCAUCACCAGACAGGACAUCUGCAGAGCGCGAGACAAAUGUGACACCUUAGGUCUUGCAGAGUUGGGCACAGUGUGUGAUCCGUACAGAAGCUGCAGCAUCAGCGAGGACAACGGACUCAGCACCGCGUUCACCAUCGCCCAUGAACUCGGUCAUGUGUUCAACAUGCCUCAUGACGACAGUAACAAGUGUAGGGAGGACGGAGUUAAGAUUCAGCAACACGUGAUGGCUCCCACGCUCAACUACAACACAAACCCUUGGAUGUGGUCCAAGUGUAGCAGGAAGUACAUCACAGAGUUCCUCGACACAGGAUAUGGCGAGUGCUUGCUCGACGAGCCCGUCUCUAGGCCGUACAGUCUCCCGCAGCAGCUGCCCGGACGGAUAUACAGUGUCAAUAAACAGUGUGAAUUGAUAUUUGGGCCGGGGACGCAGGUGUGCCCUUAUAUGACUCAGUGUCGCAGACUGUGGUGCACCAGUCCAGAAGGCGCCCAGCAGGGAUGCAGGACCCAACACAUGCCGUGGGCAGACGGCACAGACUGCGCUCCUGGAAGGCACUGCAAACACGGCGUGUGCAUCGUCAAAGAGCAGGACACGGCACCUGUGGAGGGGGCGUGGGGAGUCUGGAGCCCGUUCGGUACCUGCUCACGGACGUGCGGCGGAGGCAUCAAGAUCGCCGAGCGCGAGUGCAACCGACCUGUGCCCAGGAACGGGGGACAAUAUUGCGUCGGACGGCGAAUGAAGUUCCGCUCGUGUAACUCUGAGCCCUGCUCCAAGCCGAAGAAGGACUUCAGGGAGGAGCAGUGCGCCGCCUUUGACGGCAGACACUUCAACAUCAACGGUCUACCUCCUAAUGUUCGCUGGGUGCCCAAGUACAGCGGAAUCUUGAUGAAGGACAGGUGUAAGCUGUUCUGCAGGGUGGCAGGCAGCACGGCCUACUAUCAGCUCAGGGACCGGGUCAUUGAUGGCACGCCGUGUGGACCUGAUACCAAUGACAUCUGUGUCCAGGGCCUGUGUAGGCAGGCCGGCUGCGACCACGUGUUGAACUCCAAAGCCAGGAGGGACAAAUGUGGCGUGUGUGGCGGUGACAACUCCUCCUGUAAGACUGUGGCAGGAACCUUCAACACUGUCCGCUAUGGCUAUAACGAAGUGGUGCGAAUACCCAGCGGUGCUACAAAUAUAGACGUGCGUCAACACAGCUACUCAGGGAAGCCGGAGGACGACAACUACCUCGCCGUGUCAAACAGCCGCGGAGAGUUCCUGUUUAACGGAGACUUGGUGGUGAGCAUGUUCAAAAGGGAAAUCAAAGUGGGGAACGCCGUCAUCGAGUACAGCGGCUCUGACCACGUCAUCGAGAGGAUCAACUGCACUGACCGCAUCGAAGAGGAGCUCACUGUCCAGGUUCUGUCUGUGGGGAACCUGUACAACCCAGACGUCAGGUACUCCUUUAACAUCCCCAUUGAGGACAAACCUCAGCAGUUCUUCUGGGAUGCCUAUGGGCCCUGGCAGGAGUGCACCCGCCUGUGCCAAGGGGAGCGAAAGCGCAAGAUUCUCUGCAACAGGGAGUCGGACAGAGUCGUGGUGUCAGACCAGAGGUGUCACGGUACGACCAGACCCGCCGUCAUCACCGAGACCUGCAAUACUGAAUGUGAACUCAGGUGGCACGUGGCCCGCAAGAGUGAGUGCACGGCUCAGUGUGGCCCGGGAUAUCGCACCCUGGAGCUGUACUGUGCCAAAAUGAGCCGCGUAGACGGAAAGACCCAGAAAGUCGACGACCGCUACUGCAGCGGCCAGCGCAAACCCGACGACAAGGAAGGUUGCCAUGGAGACUGUAACCCGGGCGGCUGGGAGUACUCGCCUUGGUCAGAGUGCUCCAAGAGCUGCGGAGGCGGAAACCGUCGCCGAGGGGCCGUCUGUCGGAAGGCGACCGAGGCCGGCGGCAGCGACGGCGACGAGAGCAAGUGCAGUCAAAGGGACAAGCAGACCGUCCAACCCUGCAACGAGUUCCUCUGUCCUCAGUGGAAGACUGGGGACUGGUCUGAGUGCCUGGUGACGUGUGGGAAAGGCUACAAGCACCGGCAGACGUGGUGUCAGUUCGGCGAGGACCGUCUGGACGAUCGCUUCUGCAGCUCGUCCAAGCCCGAGUCUGUGCAGACGUGUCAGCAGCAGGAGUGUGCGUCCUGGCAGGUCGGACCCUGGGGACAGUGCACGACCUCGUGUGGUCCCGGCUACCAGACGAGAGCGGUGAAGUGUGUGGUCGGUUCUUACGGCGCCGUCAUGGAUGACACUGAAUGUAACGCCGCCACUCGACCCACAGACACCCAGGACUGUGAACUGGCUCAGUGUCCCAGCAGCCACCCUGUCCCCCCCGGAACCAAAGUCCCCUCCGACCUGACUCACAAAACCCAGUGGCGGUUUGGUUCCUGGACUCAGUGCACGGCCAGCUGCGGCAAAGGUACAAGGAUGCGCUACGUGAGUUGCCGCGACAACCAGGGCGGCGUGGCAGAGGAGGCGGCCUGCGCUCACCUCCCAAAACCCCCGGCCAGAGAAGUGUGCUCAGCAGUGGCCUGUGGACAGUGGAAAGUGCUGGAGUGGACAGUGUGCUCGGUAACCUGUGGCCAGGGGAAGACGACGCGGCAGGUAUUGUGCGUCAUCAACGACCAAGAAGUGAACGCCAGCGAGUGUGACCCGGACGAUCGUCCAGCCGCAGAGCAGGACUGCGCCAUGUCCCAGUGCCCGUCCCGCUCCAGCGAGAACCGACAUCUGCCGUCCUCACCAAACUCCAGCUCCAGGAACCACCUGCCGCGCAGCCAAGCCCACCAAUGGCGGACUGGACCCUGGGGCGCAUGCUCCAGCACAUGUGCGGGAGGUUUCCAGCGCCGCGUGGUCGUGUGCCAGGAUGAGAACGGCUACCCGGCCAGCAGCUGCGAGGACCGCAGUCGGCCAAGUGAGCAGCGAUCCUGCGAGUCAGGCCCGUGUCCACAGUGGGUCUAUGGCAACUGGGGAGAGUGCACCAAGCCGUGUGGCGGCGGGAUAAAGACCAGGCUGGUGGUGUGUCAGCGUCCAAACGGCGAGCGCUUCAACGACCUGAGCUGCGAGAUCCACGACAGGCCGCCGGACCGCGAGCAGUGCAACACCCAGCCGUGCCCGUCGAGCCCCCACUGGAACACAGACCCAUGGAGCUCGUGCUCGGCCUCCUGCGGCAGAGGCUUCAAAACCCGUAAGGUGAGCUGUGUGACCGGGUCCGGCCGCCCGGUCCCGGAGGAGAACUGCCAGCACCUGUCCGCCAAACCCGGCAAGCAGCGGAGCUGCCGAGGCGGACGCUGCCCCAAGUGGAAGACUGGUGACUGGGGAGAGUGUUCGGCUUCCUGUGGAGACGGCGUCCAGCGCAGAGACGUCUUCUGUCACAUCAGCGAGCGCCGACGUUCACACGAGAGCGGCUGCUCCCAGCGCUCGAGGCCCACGAGCAGCCGCAGCUGCCGCCGCGCACAGUGUCCGCUGUCCCGCUACCGAUGGAGGGAAGGAGAGUGGCACGAGUGCAGUAAGUCGUGUGGUUCGGGCCACAGGCGGCGAACCCUGCAGUGUGUGGACCACAACCAGCAGGAAGUCCAUGAGAUGUACUGCGUGAACCAGAUCAGACCUCCAAAGAUCGAAACCUGCAACACGCACGCCUGCGAUUACAUCUGGAUCACAGGGGAAUGGACUGAGUGCUCAGCCAGCUGUGGCCAAGGUUACCGCCAGCGUCUGAUCUCCUGCAGCGAGGUGCAUGUGGAGAACGACAACUAUGAGUACGGACAUCAGUCUCUGUCCAACUGCCCCGGGACUCCUCCUGAGAGCUACAUGCCAUGUAACCUGGAGGCGUGCCGGCCCACGCGGGCGUGGAGGGUUGGAACCUGGGGAGCGUGUUCAGUGAGCUGUGGGGACGGCGUCACAGAGAGGACGCUGCGGUGUGUGUCCACAGACGGUCAGGAGAGCAACGCUUGUUCUCCGGACACUAAACCGGACGGUCUGCAGAAAGUCUGCAGAAACCCAAGCUGCCAUUUGCCGUCCAGCUGUCAGGACGUCCAGAGCAGGAACGACGGCCCGCUCACAGACGGCGAACACUUUCUCAACAUUCAAGGAAAAACACUCAAGGUGUACUGUGCAGGGAUGCAGACAGACUCUCCUCAUGAGUUCGUCACCUUGACGACGGGAGAAGGCGAGAAUUUCUCAGAGAUUUUUGGCUUCAGGUUAAACGACCCCACUCAGUGUCCAGCGAACGGAUCCAGAAGAGCAGACUGUGACUGUCGCAGAGAUUACACAUCUGCAGGAAUCACAACCUUCUCUAAAGUUAGACUGGACAUCGACAAGAUGAACAUCAUCACGACAGACUGGCAGUUUGCUUCCACCCGAGAGGGAAAGAGCGUUCCGUUCGCCACAGCUGGAGACUGUUACAGCGCCGCCAACUGUCCGCAGGGUCAGUUCAGAAUCAACCUCUCAGGGACCGGUUUGAAGGUGACGGAGGAGACGUCGUGGAUCUCACAGGGAAACUACGCUGUGGCUGAUGUGCGGAAAUCCCAGGAUGGCAGCAGAGUGUCAGGAAUGUGUGGAGGCUACUGUGGGAAAUGUACCCCGUCCUCUGGCUCCAGUCUGCCUGUGGCUGUGGACAAAGACUAAGACCGUAAAACCAAAAAACAAUAAACAAUCAAACUCACUGUCAAUCAAAUACAGGAUGGAGAAACCCUGACCCGUGACACCUCAACUGUUUACAUGUUUCACUUCCUGUUCAUCUCAGCAGAUCUUCUUCUUCUUCUUCUUCUUCUUCUUCUUCUUCUUCUUCUUCUUCUUCUUCUUCUUCUUCUUCGCCACGCGCGACAACGUCACCUCCUCUUUCGGUGCUACGACCAAACCGCAGCUUGGACCCCGUCCGUCACGUGACCUCCAACCACUCUGUGUAGAAUGUAAAUGACUCUGGUGUAAGUACUGUACAUAUCAGGAUUACAAGUCUUCUUAUUUAUUUUACUGGUAUUGUGAUGUAAAUGAACGUGGACAGCGAUCGUCUGCAUGUGUUUAUGCAAGAUUAAGAUUAUGUCAUGGAUUAUGGAUUAUAUGAUGUCUGGUUUUCAUGCAGUGAGGAGGUGUCUCAAACGCUGUUAUGGACUGAAAGCACAGGUUCUCCACUACACUGUUCUU